CGACGUAUGACGUCAGAGUCGCCAUGGCCAGCUAUCCGUAUGGGCAGGCAGGACAAGCACCUGGAGCCCCUCCGGGUAGCUAUUAUCCUGGACCCCCCCAUGGCGGAGCCCAGUAUGGCAGUGGAGUGCCCCCCGGUGGUGGUUAUGGAGGAGGUCCUGCCCCUGGAGGGCCUUAUGGACCACCAGCCGGUGGAGGGCCUUAUGGACCUCCCAACCCUGGGGGACUCCCAGCAACUCCAGGAGGACCAUAUGGCGGUGCUGCUCCAGGAGGCCCCUAUGGACAGCCGCCUCCAAGCUCCUAUGGUGCCCAGCAUCCAGGGCCUUAUGGACAGGGACCUCCUCCAGGUGGUGCUCCUCCCAACGUGGAUCCUGAGGCUUACUCCUGGUUCCAGUCAGUGGACUCCGAUCACAGUGGCUACAUCUCCAUCAAGGAGCUGAAGCAGGCUCUGGUCAACUCCAACUGGUCCUCGUUCAAUGACGAGACGUGCCUCAUGAUGAUAAACAUGUUUGACAAGACCAAGUCAGGCCGCAUUGACGUCUACGGUUUCUCAGCCCUGUGGAAGUUCAUCCAGCAGUGGAAGAACCUCUUCCAGCAGUAUGACCGGGACCGCUCGGGCUCCAUCAGUCCCACAGAGCUGCAGCAAGCUCUGUCCCAGAUGGGCUACAACCUGAGCCCCCAGUUCACCCAGCUCCUCGUCUCCCGCUACUGCCCACGCUCUGCCACUCCUGCCAUGCAGCUAGACCGCUUCAUCCAGGUGUGCACCCAGCUGCAGGUGCUGACAGAAGCCUUCCGGGAGAAGGACACGGCUGUGCAGGGCAACAUCCGGCUCAGCUUCGAGGACUUCAUCACCAUGACGGCUUCUCGGAUGCUCUGAUCCCGCCCAUGUGCAGAGUAGGGUGCACCAGGGGACCUGCCCUAGCUCCUCAAGGGAGGGGGAAGCAUGUGGGCUUCUUUAACUGCCCCUCCUAGAAAAAGAUUUCUGCCUUGCCUGAUUCAGCACUGUACCCCAGGAGGGCGGGGAACCGCCCAGUAGCGGGGUCCUGGGCUGAGGCCACACAGGGACCUGACCUAGGAGAGGACAGCAAGUUCACUGUCCUUACAGCUCUGAGCAUUUAAAUGGCACAGCCUUGUGCCAGAGCAGGAGAUGCCAGUCAUUGCAGUGGGGUCCAUUCAACUGGGCUCCAGCCUUUAGCUUCCCUUUCUUCCCCAGCUGCAGCGGUGAGUGUCCUCUGCUCUUUCCACUAGCACUUGUGGCCUCUCGCCUGGGCUGUCCCAGCAGACGGACUGUCCAUCAGUUUCUCCAAAGUGGAAUCUGACCAGGAGUGAGGGAGAUGGCCAGGGCGCCAGAGGCUUGGCUCCACCUCCCCUCGGUCUGUGGGGAUUAGCUUCUGGCUGUCUGGGGACUGGCCCCGCUCAGGGGGCUUGGGCGGUCUCCUGUCUGGGCAUCUGUGGCCAGGCUGCUGCCCUCUGCAGCUUGUACCCUCACUUGCCUGACAUUCCCCGCUUGGCUUCAGUCUCCAGGGGACCGCUGCCAUCUCCCACUGCCAAUGCUGUUUUUAUUUGCCUUUUUUUUCAUUUGGGGCCAAAAGUUCAGUGAAACUGUAAACUUCAAUAAAAGGACAAAACGCUGGAGUUCCAUGCUUCCCACCAACCUCCCCAGCGGUCGGCUCAUGUCCUCAUCCACUCCGCCACUCAUUCAUUCCUUCAUUCAGUGAACGCUUGGGUGCAUGCUCUGUUGCACACCAUGCAGAAAGGAGCAGUGCAGGCUCACG
Molecule: messenger RNA, 1773 nt
Organism: Talpa occidentalis (Iberian mole)
Lineage: Eukaryota; Metazoa; Chordata; Mammalia; Eulipotyphla; Talpidae
Gene: PEF1
Product: penta-EF-hand domain containing 1
Exons: 5
Coding region: 24-875 (283 amino acids)
Biological process (GO): COPII vesicle coat assembly
Molecular function (GO): calcium ion binding
Source: RefSeq, a predicted model, not a curated record